Erigeron canadensis is the source of this 3431-nucleotide messenger RNA. Its product is annotated as beta-galactosidase 9-like. Gene Ontology annotation, cellular component: cell wall; vacuole. Gene Ontology annotation, biological process: carbohydrate metabolic process. Bases 350 to 3001 code for a protein of 883 amino acids. The transcript is spliced from 20 exons. Lineage: Eukaryota; Viridiplantae; Streptophyta; Magnoliopsida; Asterales; Asteraceae. The record is from RefSeq and is a predicted model, not a curated record. Gene Ontology annotation, molecular function: beta-galactosidase activity; carbohydrate binding.
UGAAACUUGAAAGUUGACUGUCUCUCUCUCUAUUAUAUUAUAUUAUAUUAGUAUAUAGAUAUGUGUAUGAUUUCAAUUGUUGUUCACUUGGGUAUUGACGUUAGAAGGAACUGAUGAAUGAACCCACCACAAUCACAAUCACAAUCACAAUCACAAUUUGUAAUACGUACUCAAUAACAAGUUAGAAGAAGAAGAAGAUAAAGUCUUGCCUUGCUGUCUAAUAAUAUAACUUACAAAAAAACCCAAUUGAAUUGAUGAUCCUAUCUUUGUUGUUGUAUCAAUAUAAUAAUCAAUUCCUCCGUUAAUUAAUUAUUAAGAUACAUAUAACAACAAACAACAGAGAAGAGAAAUGCGUCUAAGUCCUCCGUUCCAAUGGCGGCUGCUGGUGGUGGUGGUUAUGGCGUUGACUGUAAGGAUGGUCAACGGCGGGGAGUAUUUUAAGGCGUAUAAUGUGAGUUACGAUCACAGAGCCCUUAAGAUAGAUGGGCAACGAAGAAUCCUGAUUUCUGCUGGAAUUCACUAUCCUCGUGCCACUCCUCAGAUGUGGCCUCAUCUGAUAGCCAAGAGCAAGGAAGGUGGGGCUGAUGUCAUUCAAACUUAUGUAUUCUGGAGUGGCCAUGAGCCAGCUAGAGGACAGUAUAAUUUUGAGGGAAGAUAUGAUCUGGUGAAGUUUGUACAGCUGGUUGGAGCUAGCGGGCUCUAUCUUCAUCUUCGAAUAGGUCCAUAUGUUUGUGCAGAGUGGAACUUUGGGGGUUUCCCUGUGUGGCUUCGUGAUAUUCCUGGAAUUGUAUUUCGGACAGACAAUGAACCAUUCAAGGCAGAGAUGCGACGUUUUGUCAAAAAAAUAGUGGAUGUGAUGCGAGAGGCAUCUCUUUUCUCUUGGCAAGGAGGUCCAAUUAUCAUGUUGCAGAUUGAAAAUGAGUACGGAGAUGUCGAAAGCUCUUAUGGCCAAAAAGGAAAGGACUAUGUAAAAUGGGCUGCAAAAAUGGCUGUUGGACUUGAAGCUGGCGUCCCAUGGGUUAUGUGCAAGCAGACUGAUGCUCCAGAGUACAUUAUAGAUGCUUGCAAUGGAUACUACUGUGAUGGUUUUAAACCCAACUCCAACAAUAAACCAGUACUGUGGACAGAAAACUGGGAUGGAUGGUAUACAACUUGGGGAGGAAGACUUCCUCACAGGCCUGUAGAGGAUCUUGCAUUUGCAGUUGCUCGAUUUUAUCAGCGGGGAGGAAGCUUUCAGAAUUAUUAUAUGUUUUUUGGCGGGACAAAUUUCGGGCGAACUUCUGGAGGCCCUAAUUAUGUCACUAGUUAUGAUUAUGAUGCUCCAAUUGAUGAAUAUGGUCUUAUAAGUCAGCCUAAAUGGGGGCAUCUAAAGGAUCUCCAUGCAGCUAUAAAGCUUUGUGAGCCUGCACUAGUUGCUGCUGAGUCGGCUCAAUAUAUUAAAUUGGGAUCUAUGCAAGAGGCACACGUGUACCGUAAUAAUGGAAGUAUUUGCUCUGCAUUUCUUGCAAAUAUUGAUGAACAUAAAGCAAGCACUGUGCAAUUUCAUGGUCAAUCAUACACUUUGCCGCCAUGGUCUGUGAGUAUACUACCAGACUGCAUAAACACCAUAUUCAACACUGCAAAGGUUGGGGCACAGACCUCCAUUAAAGGGGUUGAUAUAAAGGCGAUGGCCUCUGCAAAGAGUGCUACUAAUGAGCUCUAUAUGAUUCAGAAGGAAAAACCCCUCGUAUCAGAAUCAUGGAUGACACUCAAGGAGCCCAUUGGUGUUUGGGGUGCUGAUAAUUUCACUGUUCAAGGCAUUUUGGAGCAUUUAAAUGUGACAAAAGACCGAUCUGAUUACUUAUGGUAUAUCACCAGAGUUUAUGUUUCUGAGGGGGACAUUGCAUACUGGAAGGAAAAUGUAGUUAGUCCAACUCUUACAAUUGAUAGUAUGCGUGAUAUAGUUCGUAUCUUCAUCAAUGGACAACUUAUAGGAAGUUCAAAGGGUGACUGGGUCAAGGUUGUACAACAAGUUCAUUUUAAGCAAGGAUACAAUGACCUGAUGUUAUUAUCACAGACUGUGGGCUUACAGAAUUAUGGUGCCUUCAUUGAGAAAGAUGGAGCAGGAUUUAAGGGCCAGAUCACUCUAACUGGAUUCAAGAACGGUGAUGUUAAUCUAACACAUUCACCAUGGACCUAUCAGGUUGGGCUUAAAGGUGAAUUUCUAAAGCUAUAUGCUACUGAUGAUAACGGAAGUUCGGGUUGGACUAAUUUGGCAAAAGACGAGGUUCCAUCAAUCUUUUCAUGGUACAAGACAUAUUUCGACUCCCCGUUCGGAAAAGAUCCGGUGAUUCUUGAUAUGAGCAGUAUGGGCAAGGGUCAAGCUUGGGUCAAUGGACACCAUAUAGGAAGAUAUUGGACUCUUGUUGCACCAAAAAAUGGAUGCCAGGAAACUUGUGAUUAUCGUGGAUCGUAUAAUUCAGACAAAUGUACUACAAAUUGUGGCAAGCCUACUCAGACUUGGUAUCAUGUUCCAAGAUCAUGGUUACAGCCAUCGGACAAUCUGCUAGUUCUAUUUGAGGAGACAGGAGGGGACCCUUUUGAAAUUUCUGUCAAGACGGUUUCUGUUGGAACUGUGUGUGGUCACAUGUCUGAGGAUUCCUAUCCACCCGUUCAUAUGUGGUCCUCAAGUUACAUCAAUGGACGACUGCCAGCAAGUCAGAUGAAACCAGUAAUGGAAUUGCAGUGUGAAGAUGGUUUCACAAUUGCAUCCAUAGAGUUUGCUAGCUACGGAACUCCUCAAGGUAGCUGUCAAGCGUUCUCCACAGGCAACUGCCACGCACCAACUUCAUCGUCCAUCUUGUCCAAGGCCUGUAAAGGAAGAAAUAGCUGCAACGUAGAAGUCUCUAAUUCUAUAUUUGGAGACCCAUGCCCAAGGACUGUAAAAACCUUGGCCGUGAAGGCAAGAUGUGAACCAUCAUCGGCAUCAACUUUAUGGUACACUGGAUUGUCAGAAGUAUAGAGGCAAGAAACAAGAAGCAUCAAGUGCAGCAGUCUUCAAUGCUCUGGCAGCAUGCUUCUCAGCUCGUAUUUUGUUGAAUCUGUGAAGUGGAAUUGCGAACCUUUUGUGUCCUGCAUUGGAGAGUCUACGUGUGAUGAUUCUUCCUGGCUUCAUACAUCUCCUGUUCUUAAUUUAAUUGGUAAGACUUGGGGGCUGACAUGUUUUAAGUUCAAAUUAUCCGUGGGCCUGUAAUAAAGGUUCACGUUUCGGGGCUGUCUAUAAAUAGUAACCAGCAGCAUAUAUAUACCGUGUUAAACAGCUAGCUAGCAGAAUAAUGCUCUUGUGUUGUAUGUGUGUGUGUAAAGGAAUUUAUGAAUGAUUGUGUUACGAAAUAGUUAAUGUGAAAUCACGUCUUUUCAAAGAAUUUAUUAAAACAAAAGUUAUUAACUAA